Alligator mississippiensis (American alligator) is the source of this 1570-nucleotide messenger RNA. It is a transcript of the gene COQ6, whose product is annotated as coenzyme Q6, monooxygenase. The record is from RefSeq and is a predicted model, not a curated record. Bases 16 to 1431 code for a protein of 471 amino acids. Gene Ontology annotation, cellular component: mitochondrion. Gene Ontology annotation, molecular function: oxidoreductase activity, acting on paired donors, with incorporation or reduction of molecular oxygen, NAD(P)H as one donor, and incorporation of one atom of oxygen; FAD binding; 2-octaprenyl-6-methoxyphenol hydroxylase activity. The transcript is spliced from 12 exons. NCBI's taxonomy places the organism in Eukaryota, Metazoa, Chordata, Crocodylia, Alligatoridae. Gene Ontology annotation, biological process: ubiquinone biosynthetic process.
GUCACUUCCGAGGCGAUGGCGGCGGCCUUGGGCAAGGCCACUGUGUUCCCGCUCGGGCUCGGCCGCGGCCGCCGGCUCGGGCGGGGGUUGGCGCUGCCUCCCGCGCGGCUCGCGGGCUCCGGGCCCACGUGCGACGUGGUGGUGUCGGGCGGGGGCAUGGUCGGCAGCGCCAUGGCCGCUGCGCUGGGACAUGACGUCCAUUUCCGUGAUAAGAAAAUUGUGCUACUGGAAGCUGGUCCUAGGAAAGUGUUUGAUCGUUUGCCUGAGAGUUACAGUAACAGGGUCAGUUCCAUCUCCCCUGGCUCAGUGACCCUUCUCAGUAGUUUUGGUGCCUGGGAACAUGUCUGCAGUCUGAGACUCAAAUCCUUCCGGCGAAUGCAGGUGUGGGAUGCCUGUUCAGAAGCCAUGAUCAUCUUUGAUAAGGACAACUUAGAAGACAUGGGCUAUAUAGUGGAAAACGAUGUCAUUAUGUCUGCUCUGACCAAGCAGUUAGAAGCAGUAUCAGACCGGGUGGAGGUCUUCUACAGGAGCAGAGCAGUAGGGUAUUCCUGGGCCCUUCCCUAUCACACCUCUGACACAAGUCCUUGGGUGCAAAUUGAUUUAGCUGAUGGACGCAGACUCCAGACCAAACUGCUGAUUGGAGCAGAUGGUCACAAUUCCAUGGUCCGGAAAGCAGCUGGAAUUCCAGAUGUCUGCUUUCAGUAUGACCAGUCAGCUGUGGUUGCUACUCUUCACUUGUCUGAGGCCACAGACAACAACGUAGCAUGGCAAAGAUUCCUUCCGUCAGGGCCAAUUGCUCUUCUCCCACUGUCUGACACUGCCAGCUCUUUGGUUUGGUCCACAUCUCAUGAACAUGCAUCUCAGCUUCUCAGUAUGGAUGAAGAAAGCUUUGUGGAUAGCAUCAACUCUGCCUUUUGGAGCAACAUAAACCACUCGGACUUCAUUGAUACUGCUGGUGCUGUGUUCCGGUCUGCCAUUUCUCUCCUGAUGCCAUCGGGGUCUGCAAUCCGUCAGCUGCCACCAAGUGUUGCCAAAGUGGAUCCAAAGAGCCGAGCUAUGUUCCCUCUUGGUUUGGGACAUGCAACGGAGUAUGUCCGUCACCGUGUGGCACUUAUUGGGGAUGCAGCACAUAGAGUCCAUCCACUAGCAGGACAGGGUGUAAAUAUGGGCUUUGGAGAUAUUGCAUGCUUGACACAUCACCUCAGCAUGGCAGCCUUUGAUGGGAAAGAUCUGGGUUCCAUGAAACACCUCCUCCAGUUUGAGACAGAACGGCAGAGGCACAAUGUUUCAUUGAUGACUGCUAUCGACCUGCUGAAGAGACUCUACUCCACAAGUGUCGCGCCCUUUGUACUGCUGAGGACGUGGGGAUUGCAAACAACAAAUGCCCUGUCUCCAGUCAAAGAGCAGAUCAUGGCCUUUGCCAGUAAAUGAUGUGCUUGUCAGUCUGGAUCUGCAGCUCACCAGUGACUGUUCUAAACCCAAGAACUUUAUCCCCUGAGGUCUGGUGUUUGGUUUAGAAGCAAAUAAAAAUAGCAUAUUUGAAGAGUAACAAUAAAAACUAAGAGCGAGA